Cucurbita moschata (crookneck pumpkin) is the source of this 2720-nucleotide messenger RNA. RefSeq names its product subtilisin-like protease SBT1.8. The record is from RefSeq and is a predicted model, not a curated record. NCBI's taxonomy places the organism in Eukaryota, Viridiplantae, Streptophyta, Magnoliopsida, Cucurbitales, Cucurbitaceae. The coding region runs from base 124 to 2424 and encodes 766 amino acids. Gene Ontology annotation, biological process: proteolysis. Gene Ontology annotation, molecular function: serine-type endopeptidase activity. The transcript has 2 exons.
GUUUGACAGUCAGCUUUGUUUUGGGAGCUGUGUUUGGCCAUUCCUCUCCUUCUCAGCUCUCUCUGCUUUGCUUAUAUGCUUAGCUUUAAGUGAGAUUUCUCCACUCUUCCUUCCUUCCUUCCCAUGGGGUCCAUGGCUAGAUUACUCGUUGCUUCCUUUCUUCUUCUUCUUCUUCUUCUUCCUUGUGUCUUUGUCAAUGCCAAGAGAACCUACAUUGUUCGCAUGAAACAUCAUGCUCUGCCAUCUGAUUAUCUCACCCACCAUGACUGGUACUCUGCCCAUCUCCAAUCUCUGUCCUCCUCUGCUACCUCCGAUUCCCUUCUCUACACCUACACCUCCGCCUACCAUGGCUUCGCUGCUUCUCUUGACCCAGAUGAAGCCGAAUUGCUCCGCCAAUCCGAUUCAGUUCUGGGUGUCUAUGAAGACACUGUUUACAAUCUUCACACAACUCGCACUCCGGGUUUCCUCGGCCUCGACUCCGAUUUCGGCUUGUGGGAAGGUCACAACACUCAGGAUCUCGACCAGGCUUCUCAUGAUGUCAUCAUUGGGGUUCUCGAUACUGGGAUUUGGCCGGAGUCGAAGAGCUUUGAUGACACCGGGAUGCCGGAGAUCCCAUCACGGUGGCGUGGAGAAUGUGAAUCGGGACCCGAUUUCAGCCCUUCUCUCUGUAACAAGAAACUAAUCGGAGCUCGCAGCUUCUCGAAGGGUUAUCAAAUGGCUUCCGGUGGUGGAUACUUUAGAAAAUCCAGAGAGAACGAGUCGCCUCGUGACCAGGAUGGGCACGGCACGCACACUGCGAGCACAGCUGCUGGGUCACAUGUGGCUAACGCGAGCCUACUUGGGUAUGCUAGAGGUAUAGCUAGGGGAAUGGCUCCUCAAGCAAGAGUUGCCGCUUACAAGACCUGUUGGCCCACUGGUUGCUUUGGAUCUGACAUUCUUGCCGGUAUGGAUCGGGCAAUAUCUGACGGCGUCGAUGUGCUAUCACUCUCUUUGGGCGGUGGCUCUGCACCGUAUUACAGGGAUACAAUAGCAAUCGGAGCAUUUGCGGCCAUGGAGAAGGGGGUUUUCGUUUCGUGCUCAGCUGGAAACAGUGGGCCAAACAAGGCGUCUCUGGCUAAUGUGGCCCCGUGGAUCAUGACAGUCGGAGCCGGAACUCUGGACCGAGACUUCCCAGCUUAUGUCCAACUCGGAAAUGGCAAGCGGUUCACUGGAGUGUCACUCUACAGUGGCCAAGGAAUGGGAAAUAAACCGGUGGCUUUGGUGUACAACAAAGGAAGCAACAGCUCCAGCAACAUGUGCUUACCCGGAUCUCUUGAGCCGGCGUUUGUUCGGGGGAAAGUGGUAAUCUGCGACAGGGGAAUCAACGCCAGAGUAGAGAAGGGAGGGGUGGUGAGAGAUGCAGGUGGCAUUGGGAUGAUUCUGGCAAACACGGCAGCCAGUGGGGAAGAACUGGUGGCUGACAGUCACUUACUGCCGGCCGUGGCGGUUGGGGCGAAAACCGGCGACUUGAUCCGGCAGUAUGUACGGUCAGUAGCGAAGCCGACGGCCGUGCUGAGCUUUGGUGGGACAGUUCUGAACGUGCGCCCAUCUCCAGUGGUGGCGGCCUUCAGUUCCAGAGGACCCAACUUGGUAACGCCCCAAAUCCUUAAGCCGGACGUUAUAGGGCCUGGCGUUAACAUCCUGGCCGCCUGGUCUGAGUCCAUCGGGCCUACUGGAUUGGACAACGAUAAGAGGAAAACUCAGUUCAAUAUCAUGUCAGGAACAUCCAUGUCUUGCCCGCACAUAAGUGGGCUGGCGGCGUUGCUGAAGGCAGCUCAUCCAUCAUGGAGUCCAAGCGCAAUCAAGUCUGCAUUAAUGACCACUGCCUACACGCAGGACAACACCAACUCAUCUCUCCGGGAUGCUGCCGGAGGGGCGUUUUCCAAUCCAUGGGCUCAUGGAGCUGGCCAUGUUGAUCCUCACAAAGCCCUCUCCCCCGGUCUUGUAUACGACAUCUCGACCAAUGAUUAUAUUACCUUUUUGUGCUCCUUGGACUAUGGGAUCGAUCAUGUUCAGGCAAUCGCGAAGCGAUCGAACAUAACCUGCUUGAAAAAGUUUGCUGACCCAGGGCAACUAAACUACCCUUCAUUUUCAGUUGUGUUUGGGAGCAAGAGGGUUGUCCGGUACACUCGUAUAGUUACCAAUGUUGGGGCUGCAGGGUCAGUUUAUGAAGUGGCUACUACUGCACCGUCGGUUGUGAAGGUGACGGUGAAACCUUCAAAGCUUGUGUUCUCUAAAGUUGGGGAGAGGAAGAGGUACACUGUUACAUUCGUGGCGAGCAGGGACGCUGCUCGAACCACGAGAUAUGGGUUUGGAUCGAUUGCUUGGAGCAAUGACCAACACCAAGUUAGAAGCCCGGUGGCAUUCGCCUGGACCAAGUUGUGAUUGUUGUUUUUGUAUAGGGCGUUUUCCAUUUGUAGGUUUUUCCAUUCCUCCAACUUUCUCCAAUUUCAGAAAGAAAACAGCAAGAAGAUGAUAUGAUCAGCAAUCAGCCAGAGAGAAUGAUCAUAUCAUUGCAUGGGAAAAUUCAGCGUUUGGUUUGCCAUUGAGAUGCUUUAGGGGAAGGCCUGGGGAGAGUCAAAACUAAUGUAAUGCAUAAAAUUUGGCACUUCUUUUCCUAGUUAUCUAAGAAUUACUGUUACCGUCGGUCCUGUUAGGAAAAUUCAAAAACAUGAAGGCCA